This is a messenger RNA of Callithrix jacchus (white-tufted-ear marmoset), 1432 nucleotides long. It is a transcript of the gene CXHXorf58, whose product is annotated as chromosome X CXorf58 homolog. NCBI's taxonomy places the organism in Eukaryota, Metazoa, Chordata, Mammalia, Primates, Cebidae. The record is from RefSeq and is a predicted model, not a curated record.
AUGAACGCAAGACCCGCCCUCCAGGAGGCUCCGCCCCUGCGCCGGCGGUUGCUAGGCGGCAAGAAAGCGCCGGCUCUGUGUGGGCGGUACGCGGAGGCGCGAGGAGGGAGGUGCCCGGCGUCGCGCGGCUCUGGGAAACUGCCUCAGCAGCCGCGAAACUGCCUUCGCCGCCGCGAUUGGGCGCCCAGCGGCGUGGGCUGGCAUUUCUAUUACUUCAUUGGAGGGAAAAUGAAUCGUUCUUCAAAUGCAACACUUAAAGGUAUUCUGAAAUCAGAUACUAGGACCUCAGGAAAAGCUCACAGAGUACAUUUCACAAGUGUACGAACCACAGGAUCAUCAUUACCAUCAAAGGUUCAAGAUAUUGCAGCUCGAAUAAUACAGAGGGCUUGGUUAGCUUAUAUAAACAAAAUGAUAUUUCAACUCCUAAAAUGUGCAAUUUGUGCAGCGGAAUUCUUUGUGACACAUGAGAUACUGAAGAAAGUGACCCCCUUAGAGGCUAAACUUCUUAAAGAUCCUACCAUGAAGUGUAAAAUUAGAUUUAGAUUUAGAGGCGAAACAUUUCCACCUUUCAUCGUGUUUAAAAUUUUUCUUCAUACUGAAGGCCAUGGUUAUAAGUACUUCAGCGGAAAAAAUGUAUUCGGGCCAUCAAGUGAGGCAGCAGUUGAUGCUUGCAAACUAAUGGGUGAAAAGAAAUUUCACCGUAUAAUUAUGGAAGAUAAACGUAUUUUCUGGAACUCCAAAAUAACUGAUAUAAGGGAUGUUGUCACCAUGCAAGAUUAUAUGCAAUAUCGCAGUUUUCUGGAUGAGGCCCCAGCGUCUUUUGGUGGCAGAAAUAACAGCUGGCGAAAAUUAAACCUUGAGAACAUUCCCAAGUCAAUGCUAAUAUAUGACAUAGUUCACUAUUCAGAGUCUGGAGUAAUCUCAACCCGUCUACGAAACGAAAUGAAGUUUCUGUCACGGAGACCAGUAACAGAAGAGAUGCAUAAGCAGCAGUUACAGAUUGUUUCUGAAAUUAGGUCUCUACCACCUUUAAAUAUCCGACCUCCAUAUCAGCCCUAUAAACAGCAAAAUCAAGUUAAAUAUCUGGGUCGUCGAUCCAAGCAAGCUCUAAUGAAAGUUGAAAAAAUGAGAAAAGCUUAUUUGGCUAAAGAAGAAAAUGCUUCUGAGGCAACCGAACCGAAAAUGGACACCUCAGGUGCAAAGGAUAAUUUUCAUCUCCACUCCAGUUUUUGACAUUGUGAAAACUAAGGAAUCUACAUCAGAAAGUCAACUGAAAAAAGAAAAAAAGGACUUACUUUUCUGGUAUCAAAAUUUGGCAGCUGAUAAUUCUCCAUCAUGAUAAUGCACAGCUAAAUGACAGAAAACCCAAGUUGUUUAACAAUCUGCUUGUCUGUCUAUAAAUGAUGCAUAUGAGUAAUAAAGGAAAAUAACA